AUCGUCUUCCUUUGCUCUCUCCGUUUAAAGUUUACUCUGUGGUGGGGACAUGUAUUUGGUUUGGUUUGAAUGGUUUUAGACCAAACCAACUUCCCCAUAUUUUAAUCAAAAUCUUUGCUUUAAGAUUCUCAACGAUCACUGAUCUUACUUCAUCUUUGACAAUCCUGGUGCGCAACGAAAAUCUUCUGAUUGAUUUUGGAAAAAAAACUGAUGUUUUUAUCAUGUCUCUAAUCGGUUCACAAGAUCAAUACGCUAGAAGAUACCAAAAUCUUGACCUUUACAAGCUAAAGAAGAAGACUCAGGCCAAUACCUCUGAAGAGAACAUGCGGAUGUACGCUGACGAAUCAUACUUGUUCCUUGGUGAAGAACCUUUAUGUUUGUCAAACCUUGAGGCUCAGUAUUUGCAAAGCCCGAGCCCCAAUGACCCUAUUCGAUAUUAUGAUGAAGACACCAUGAAAUUGAAGUUUCAAGAAUUUGAAAGUGUACUUUUUGAUGACGAUUCGUUUGGCCAAGGAAUGGAGAUUGAUGGAAUGCUAAACGAAUCCCCAAAGGAAUCUUCACCAUCAAAUUCAUCCAAUCUCACUAGCAUCAGCAACAGCAGCAACAAUAACAACAGUAGUAGCAAGGAAUUGCUUUUUGAUUGUGCCACCUUGAUUUCUGAAGGAAACAUCCGUGAAGCUUCGAUCAUGAUAGACGAUCUAAGGCAGAGAUUCUCAAUCCAAGGAGACCCGUCUCAGAGGAUCGCUGCUUACAUGGUGGAAGCUCUCGCUGCUCGUUUAGCUGCCUCGGGGAAAGGUCUUUAUAAAGCAUUGAAAUGCAAAGAGCCUCUUACGAAUGAUCAAUUAUCGGCAAUGCAAGUCCUUUUUGAGGUUUGCCCGUGUUUUCGAUUCGGGUUCAUGGCGGCAAACGGGGCUAUUAUCGAAGCAUGUAAAGGCGAAAGGAAAGUUCAUAUAAUAGAUUUCGACAUUAAUCAAGGAAGUCAAUAUAUAACCCUUAUACAAACUCUCGCUAAGCUACCAGGUAAAAAAAUCCAUUUGAGGCUAACCGGAGUCGACGACCCUGAAUCUGUUCAACGGUCAAUCGGAGGUCUAAAACUCAUCGGUCAAAGGCUUAAGAUGUUAUCCGACGAUUUGAAACUACCGUUUGAGUUCCAUGCCGUCCCAUCCAAAAUUCAACUCGUUUCCCCCGCAAUGCUGAACUGCAUUCCAGGGGAAACCCUUAUCGUAAAUUUUGCCUUCCAACUUCACCACAUGCCAGACGAAAGCGUUUCAACUGUCAAUCAUCGGGACAGGCUUCUCCGGAUGGUGAAAAGCAUGAACCCUAAGCUCAUGACAGUUGUUGAACAAGACAUGAAUACGAACACGUCUCCCUUCUUACAGAGGUUUUCUGAGGCCUAUGAUUACUACUCCGCGGUUUUCGACUCGCUCGAGGCGACUCUUCCCAGGGACAGUCCCGAUAGGUUAAACGUGGAGAAUCAGUGUUUGGCUCGUGAUAUUGUAAACGUCGUUGCUUGUGAAGGAGAAGAGAGAAUCGAACGUUACGAAGUAGCUGGGAAAUGGAGGGCUCGAAUGACAAUGGCGGGAUUUGUGUCGUGUCCAAUGAGUUCUAAUGUGAACGACUCCAUUAGGAAACUCAUAAAGCAGUAUUCGGAAAGGUUUACCUUGAAGGAAGAAACAGGGGCUCUACACUUCGGUUGGAAGGAUAGAAUCUUGGUUGUUGCAUCGGCUUGGAGGUAAAAGAGAAUUAUGCAUUGAUUUUAUCUUAUCUAGCUUUAGAUUAAAGCCUAGUUAGUUGUAAUAGUAAGUUGACGACUUGUUUAUCUCAGUGGUAGAGCAUAAGUCUUCGUACUUAAACUAUUUUAACCCCCAAAAAAAUGUAGUAGUAGUAGUAAUAAGUAAAAGUAAUAUGUAGGAACUUGGAUUUCUUUUGUUAAACAAGAAGAGGAUGCAUAUAUUCAAUCCUGCCUCUCUAUUUCUCUUAUGUAACACAUUUCAAAGUGCUUAUUGAAGCUAUAUAUGUAGAAGUUAUUAUCUUUAUA
Impatiens glandulifera is the source of this 2038-nucleotide messenger RNA. RefSeq names its product scarecrow-like protein 1. The record is from RefSeq and is a predicted model, not a curated record. Gene Ontology annotation, molecular function: sequence-specific DNA binding; DNA-binding transcription factor activity. Bases 222 to 1736 code for a protein of 504 amino acids. NCBI's taxonomy places the organism in Eukaryota, Viridiplantae, Streptophyta, Magnoliopsida, Ericales, Balsaminaceae. Gene Ontology annotation, biological process: regulation of DNA-templated transcription. Gene Ontology annotation, cellular component: nucleus. The transcript has 3 exons.